AUGGCUCCCAUCAAGCGGAAGGGUAAUGGCCCAGAUGAGUCAGGUUCUCGGCAGCCGCAGAAAAGAGUCAAGGUCAUAGCUGGCGUGCAGCGCAAGGAUGUGAACGGCGGGAAGAAUUCGAAGAAACCGGCGGAGAAGUCGAAAGAUUCUUUGGAUUCACCCUCGAAGACACCAGCUGUUUCUGUCUUGCGGGAGGAGGAACCCGCAUUUCCCCGUGGUGGUGCAGAUAUUUUAUCACCACUUGAGCAGAAACAAAUCCAUAUCCAGGCCACUCGUGACGUUCUGUUCGAGCAGAAGGGAGCGCAGGCUCAGGAUGAUAUCGACAAUGAGGACGGGACUCAGAAGAAACAAUCUAGCAAGGAAUUCGGGAUUAAAUCUAGGAAAGGGAAGACCAAAUCCAAGAAGCACACGAUUCCUCAGGCGUCUACCAAGGAGGAGGUUCGCAUUGAAGGGCUUAAUUUCAAGCGCAUUGUUGUAGGAUCUAAGAUCCUUGGCCAAGUCUCUAGCAUCAAUGCUCACGACAUUGGUUUGUCGCUUCCGAACAAUUUAACUGGUUACAUACCACUCACCGCAGUCUCGAAAACACUCCAGCAGAAGAUCGAAAAACUCUUGAACAGCAGCCAAGAAGAGGAUGAUAAUUCCGAUGGUGAUGAUGAUGGAGAUGAUGAUUUGGAUUUGAAAUCCUACUUCAAAUUGGGCCAAUAUUUACGAGCGGCCGUUACAUCAACUGAAACUGAGGUGAAUCAUGGUAAAAUCAAGGGGAAAAAACACAUCGAGCUUUCAGUGGACCCUAGGGAGGCUAAUUCAGGCCUUUCGAAAUCCGAUCUAGUCGUUAAUGCAACUGUACAAGCCUCUGUCCUUAGUGUAGAGGAUCACGGAUUGGUUAUGGAUCUUGGCUUGGAGGAUGGCCAAACGAGAGGGUUUAUGUCUUCGAAAGAAAUACCCCAUGACCUCGAGCUAUUACAGAUCAAAGAAGGCACGGUUUUCCUUUGCGUCGUGACUGGGCAUAAUGCGAAUGGCAGCGUUGUGAAGCUUUCCGCCAACUUGCCAACGGCCGGCUCCAUUAAAAAAUCCCACUUCUUGACAUCUGCACCCACCAUCAACUCAUUCCUUCCUGGAACAGCAGCAGAAAUCCUUCUGACCCAAGUUACUUCGACUGGCAUGGCUGGAAAAAUCAUGGGAAUGCUGGACGCUGUUGUUGAUAUAGUCCAGUCUGGAGCCACUGCUGGAAAGGAAGAUAUUACUGCAAGGUAUCAUGUUGGUGCGAAAAUUAAAGGUCGACUCAUUUGCACAUUCCCCACGGCAGAGCCUUUGAAACUUGGAUUUUCGAUCCUGGACCACGUUGUCAAGUUUACGCCAACAGUUCUAGACCACAAAUCUAGCUGUGAGGGUGUCCCUGCUAUAUCUGCCAUUGUGCCUGAAGUAAAAGUCACUAAAGUUGAGCCUGGGUUGGGAGUCUACGUUCAAUUCAAUGACAAGCAUUAUGGAUUUGUCCAUAUUUCCAGGCUCUCCGAUGACAAGGUCGAUAGCAUAUCUUCUACGCAGGGUCCUUAUAUGGUCGAUUCUACCCAUGAAGCAAGAAUAGUUGGCUUCAGCGCACUGGAUAACCUCUAUCUACUAUCUCUCGAAAGAAAGGUCAUCGACCAACCUUUCCUUCGUCUCGAGGACGUUACAGUUGGCGCGGUGGUCAAGGGAAAGAUCGAGAAACUCCUCAUUGGACCUGAUGGUAUCAGCGGACUCAUUGUUUCUCUCGCGGAUGGAAUUUCCGGGUUGGUUCCAGGAAUGCAUAUGUCCGAUACUAAACUGCAGCAUCCAGAAAAGAAGUUCCGUGAAGGAGUACAGGUUUCCGCUAGGAUCCUUUCCGUGAAUUUGGAGAAACGCCAGUUACGACUUACGUUGAAAAAGACGUUGUUAAACAGCGAAUCCUCCACCUGGUGUGAUUAUAGCGACAUCCUUCCAGGGAACCAAUCACCCGGAACCAUCAUCAGCAUUCAGUCUCAUGGAGCAAUUGUUCAGUUUUAUGGCGAAGUUCGAGGAUUUCUCCCGGUUUCGGAAAUGAGUGAAGCUUAUAUCAAGGACCCCGCUCAACAUUUCAAUAUUGGACAAGUUGUGAAUGUGCAUGCGCUAAAUGUUGACGCAGAUUUUCGAAAGCUGGUAGUCUCCUGCAAGGACCAGUUGUCCUCCACAGAAGCUUACAAGCGCGCGCUUGAGCAUAUCCACCCCGGGAACACUGUUUCAGGCACUGUAUUUGAAAAAUCCAAUGAAGAUAUACUGCUAAAGCUGGAGGACUCUGGGUUGGUUGCUAGAUUAAAUGCGGAACACGUCAGCGAUGGCCAAGCUUCGAGAAAUGGCGCUGCUCUUGCCCGCAUUAGAGUCGGACAGAAACUUAAUGAACUUUUAAUCCUUAAUAUGCAAAAGUCUCAUCGGCUAAUCAAGGUCACCAAUAAGCCGAGCCUGAAGCAAGCUCGUCAACGAGGGGAAUUACCUGCCAAAUUUGAGGAUCUUGAGGAAGGCUCCAAGGUGACCGGAUUCGUGAAGAACAUCAUUGCGGAUGGUUUGUUUGUGGAAUUCCUGGGAGGCCUCACCGGAUUUGUCCCAAAACGCCUUGUCGACGAUGACCACGUAAAUAAACCUAGCUUUGGAUACGCUCUAGCACAACCUAUCUCCUUAACUGUACAGUCUAUCGAAGACGACCGCCAAAGGUUUAUUUUAACAUUAAAGGAGCCACAUACAGGCAAGCAACGUGUAUCCGAUCGUGAUAAGGAGUCCAAUAAUGCUAAUCAGUCGUCUAUUAAUCCCAUCGACGGAGACAUAAAAUCUUUGGACGAUUUGACCUUUGGUAGAAUCACCAAGGCGAAGGUUGUCUCCAUUAAGGAAACGCAGAUAAAUGUUCAACUUGCGGAAAACAUUCAAGGGCGGAUCGAUGUUUCAGAAGUAUUCGAUAGUUGGGAAGCCAUCAAGGAUCGCAAACAGCCGUUGAGAUUCUUUAAGGCUAAGCAGAUACUUCCUGUACGAAUUAUUGGUAUCCAUGAUGCCCGUAGCCACAGAUUCCUUCCAAUUAGCCACCGGAGUGGGAAGUACCCUGUUUUCGAACUUUCAGCCAAACCCAGCUCCCUCGAAUCGACGGACCUCGACCUUCUUAGUCUUGAUAAAGUAAAAAUUGGAUCUGCCUGGAUAGGAUUCGUCAACAAUAUUGGUGACGACUGUCUUUGGAUAAGUAUCUCUCCAAAUGUCCGUGGAAGGCUAAGGCUCACUGACGUUUCGGAUGAUUUAUCACUCCUUAGUGAUAUCACGACGAAUUUUCCUGUUGGGUCUGCAAUCAAGGUUCAUGUUACCGGGGUCGACACAGAUAAGAAUCGUCUCGACCUCUCUGCAAAACACGGAGGGUCUCCAAACAAGCUGACAAUAUCGGACUUCUCAAAGGGCGAAAUACUGCUUGGGCGGGUCACUAGAGUUACCGAACACCAGGUUCUCGUGCAGCUAAGCGACACAGUGGUUGGUGCUAUCAAUUUAAUAGAUAUGGCUGAUGACUACUCGAAAAUUAACCCUGCAGACUUCCACAAAAAUGAAAUCCUCCGCGUUUGCGUUGUUGAUAUUGAUGUCCCUAAAAAGAAGAUAUUGCUUUCCAUGCGAUCCUCAAGGGUCCUUAGCUCAUCUUUGCCAAUUCAAGAUCCAGAAAUAUCCUCGAUUAGCCAAAUUAAGGUUAAUGACAUCGUUCGUGGCUUUGUCCGGAGAGUUGCUGAUAAUGGUCUUUUUGUUACCCUGGGCCACGACGUUACAGCCUAUGUUCGAAUCUCGGAUCUCUCAGAUUCGUAUCUUAAAGAGUGGCAGAAUGAGUUCCAAGUAAACCAGCUUGUGCGUGGAAGGGUAAUUUUGGCGGACCCUGAAUCCAAUAAACUUCAGAUGAGCCUGAAGCAAUCGGUCCUUGAUCCAAACUACAAGACACCGAUCACAAUCAAAGACCUGAAGCGCGGCCAGACCGUUACUGGAAAAGUCCGCAACGUGGAAGAAUUUGGCGCUUUCAUUGUGAUUGAUGGAACUGCCAAUCUCAGUGGUCUCUGUCAUCGCACGGAGAUGGCAGAGGGGAAAGUGGAGGAUGCAAGAAAGCUCUUUGAAAAAGGUGAUAUUGUCAAAGCUAAAAUCGUCAAGAUCGACCUUAAUAAGGAGCGGAUUUCUUUGGGAUUGAAAGCCUCCUAUUUCAAAGAUAGCGAUGACGAAUCGGAUGGUGAAGACGUUCAAGACGAGAGCGAAGAAAAUGUGAGUGAAAGCGAGUACGAUGGUGGCAUGGAUCUCGAGCUUGAAUCCGGCGAUGACAUUUCAAUGGGAGGAGUCGACUUGGAGGAUACCAUGAAUGGCGAUAAUAGUGAGAGUGGCUCUAGUGACGGGGAUGUACAAAUGACCGGAACGAAAGAUGCCGGUAUAACGGGAGGCCUAGUCACUUCUGGAUUUGACUGGAAUGGAAACAACAACAUCGGUACUGAUGAGGACAAUGAGUCUGAUUCCGACUCCGACAACAAAGCCGCUGUGAAGAAGAAGAAGCGUCGGAAACAGGAGAUCCAAGUCGAUAGAACGGGUGACCUUGACACCAAUGGUCCGCAGUCUGUCGCGGAUUAUGAGCGCCUCUUACUCGGUGAACCCAACUCGAGUUUGCUUUGGCUGAAGUACAUGGCCUUUCAACUUGAGUUGAGUGAGGUCGAUAAAGCACGAGAGAUCGCGGAACGAGCGCUUCGAUCAAUCAGCAUAGGCCAAGAUACGGAAAAAUUUAACAUUUGGGUCGCGAUGCUUAACUUGGAGAACACUUUUGGAAACGAUGACACGCUCGAGGAUGUUUUCAAGCGUGCUUGUCAAUACAACGAUCCGCAGGAGAUCCACGAGCGGUUGACUAGCAUAUACAUCCAGUCUGGAAAGCAUGAUAAAGCGGACGAGCUCUUCCAAGCAAUUCUCAAGAAAAAAUUCACCCAAUCCCCAAACAUCUAUCUCAAUUUCGCUACCUUCCUUUUCGACACACUUGCUGAGCCGGAACGGGGACGUGCACUCCUCCCGCGCGCCAUCCAAUCACUCCCAACCCACACUCACGUCGAUAUCACGUCGAAAUUUGGCCAGUUGGAAUUCCGCUCUCCAAACGGAGACAUCGAACGUGGACGAACGAUAUUUGAAGGCCUCAUCUCUUCAUUCCCCAAACGCGUUGAUCUGUGGAAUGUGCUGCUUGACCUGGAGAUCAAGAACGGUGACAUGGAACAGGUGAGGAGGUUGUUUGGGAGAGUUCUGGGGCUGGGACAUCCCAUUGCGGCGGAUGGAACUAAACCUGGGGCGAAGAGGUUGAAGGAUAAGCAAGCCAAGUUCUUUUUCAAGAAAUGGCUGGCGUUUGAAGAGAAAACUGGUGAUGAGAAGAUGGUAGAUGAGGUUAAAGCGAGGGCUGCGGACUAUGUGAGGGCCAUAAAGGCGGGACAAUGA
Molecule: messenger RNA, 5454 nt
Organism: Histoplasma capsulatum G186AR
Lineage: Eukaryota; Fungi; Ascomycota; Eurotiomycetes; Onygenales; Ajellomycetaceae
Product: U3 snoRNP-associated protein Rrp5
Exons: 3
Coding region: 1-5454 (1817 amino acids)
Biological process (GO): rRNA processing
Cellular component (GO): nucleolus; small-subunit processome
Molecular function (GO): protein binding; RNA binding
Source: RefSeq, a predicted model, not a curated record